ACCAGAGAGAUUCGAAGCUGAUAUCGCAUUUUCGUCUUUUCAACUGCGCUUUCUCAGAUUUUCCAUCGCCGCGGGCAUUGACUUUACUGUGGUGGUUCCCGGCGAAACAUCUCCGACAAGAGGGUUUCAGUAGCAGGUGAUAAGAGAUGGCAUCGAGGUUCCAAGCAUUCUUGAACAGUCCCGUUGGCCCUAAAACGACUCAUUUCUGGGGGCCCAUUGCAAACUGGGGCUUUGUUGCUGCUGGUUUGGUGGACAUGAACAAACCCCCUGAAAUGAUUUCUGGAAACAUGACAUCGGCGAUGUGCAUUUACUCAGCGUUGUUCAUGAGAUUUGCAUGGAUGGUUCAACCACGCAACUAUUUGCUUCUGGCUUGCCAUGCUUCCAACGAGACUGUACAGCUCUAUCAGCUUUCUCGGUGGGCCAGGAGUCAGGGGUACUUGUCAUCAGAGAAGCAGCAGGAGGAGAAACCGUCCGAGUAGCGGUAACCCAUCAUGGAUCAAGACAAAAAGGUUUCGACUUUGAAUCUGAAUAACUUGGGAUUGACACUGCGAAUCUCGUAAGAGAUGGCAAGACACUGCUUUAGUAACAACAUCCUAUUUGUGUGUUAAUGUUCCUACUGUUGAAAUUGGUCGUCGCUCUUUAUUGUGUUCGGGUUUGCAGAAUUCCGUAUAAUUUACGAUCAUUAUUACACAUUGCA
This is a messenger RNA of Tarenaya hassleriana, 697 nucleotides long. RefSeq names its product mitochondrial pyruvate carrier 1. Gene Ontology annotation, cellular component: mitochondrial inner membrane. The transcript is spliced from 5 exons. Gene Ontology annotation, biological process: pyruvate import into mitochondria. NCBI's taxonomy places the organism in Eukaryota, Viridiplantae, Streptophyta, Magnoliopsida, Brassicales, Cleomaceae. Bases 147 to 479 code for a protein of 110 amino acids. The record is from RefSeq and is a predicted model, not a curated record.